Molecule: messenger RNA, 1878 nt
Organism: Vanessa atalanta (red admiral)
Lineage: Eukaryota; Metazoa; Arthropoda; Insecta; Lepidoptera; Nymphalidae
Exons: 1
Coding region: 426-1229 (267 amino acids)
Source: RefSeq, a predicted model, not a curated record
CCUUUAUGUAGAGACGUAAUGUAAAUUAUCUGAAUAAAAUCUUAAAAGGAACGAAAAUGUUAUUAAAGAUAGGUGUUAUUAAACAUAAAUUAUUCUUGUGAAAAGUGAUGAUUUUUUCAAUAAUGAUAGACAUUAAUAUAACCUGAAAACAUUGUGCUUGCUUUAUUCGAUGAGGAUGAAGUAAAUUUGAAUCAGUUGUUCUAAAUUUGGUGCAACACUAGCUAUUUUUGUUUAUUUUUCGAUUUUGAUUGUCACUGACCACUGUCAAUUGUCAUAAGAUACAAUUGCACGUGUUUUUACCUUGGUGUAUUUUAAAAUAAAGUAACUUAUUCAUUAUUUAAACCACUCGCUAUAAAAGGUAAGAAAAUACACAAUCUACCCUUUUUACGAAAAGAACAAGGAAUUAAAUACAGUGAAGUCUCGCAAUGGUAAUACAAGUUGAUUCAGAAGGGUCGUCCAAGUCCACGGUACAAAUGCAGAAUAAAGAAUCAAAAAAGUACAUUGUUGUUAAAAACCACGUGCGAGAAAUCCCAGAUAAAGGUGUUGAAAGUUCUAGUGAAGAACAUAAUAUUGAAAAUGUUGAAAAAUUCGAGAAACCGGUUAAAAAACAUAAGCGCAAAACACAGCAAUCAUCGUCUUCCGACGACAAUAAUGUUAACAUUACUGAAAUCUCUAAAAGUGACUUAAAGGAGUUGAAAAGUGUUUACGAAAAAUGCAAAACAGUGCUGAUGAAUAUUGAGUCAAAAUAUGGCCAUUUAUUAAAUUUAGACAAGAAAACACCCAAUGAAGGAAAAAGAAAACAUGAUACCGAUGAGGAUGAUGAAUGUAGUUGUGCAUUAAAUAGGAAGAUAGUUUUUGAUGAUAAUGGCAGAGAAGUGUACGAUGAAAGCCAUAGUUUACAAAAUCACAUUUGUGUAAAGAGACUAAAAAAUCAAAUGCGACAUUUCCCUGAAACAUAUCCUAACGUAACAAUAGAACAUCAUAAUUGUGAUUAUGAUAAUCUACCGGAUAGUAUUCAAGAACUAACAGAGCUCCUAAAGAAUCCUUCAAUUAUGUCAAGAGAUAGAAGAAGUAUAAUUGAGAAAAUAAGACAGUUAAGAGAAGAUUACUUAAAUAUGAUUCGGUUUGAAAGAAGUUCACUGAUAGAGAAAUUGAAAACGAAUCCAGAAGAUAUUAUGGAUUUUAAAGGCACAAAUAUUUCAUCAUUAACGGGUUAUCCAACUAAAUAAGACAAUAACUCAAUUAUCUGUUUGUAUAGAAUAUGUUUGUUAUUAAAUAUAAUCUGUUAUAUCAAAUACUACUAUCAUGUGAUAUUAGAAAAGGAAUUCACAAUUUUAAAAUGAUUGCUGUUGCAUUUUACUAUGCCUAAUACUUAAUUGCCAAAUACCUGCCCAAUAUAUAGUUUAUGAUUUUUCAUUAACCAAUAAAAAGUAAGUUUGCAUUUUGUUCUGUCACAUAUGAAAUUAACCGCAUAAUUAUUUUCUGUAUUAAUGUGUCUUUUUUUUUUAAAACAAAAGCAAUGACAGACUACCUUUAUAAUAUCUACUGUAUUCAAAUAGUUAGUAGGUACUGUACUCAGUUAGUAAUUAAUAAAAAAAAAUAGCAAAUACUUUUUAUUUUAAGUAUUAUUUAUUGCAUAUUUUUUGCAAAUAUAUUAAUACAAUAAUACUAAAGUGAUUUAUUAAUAUAAGAAUUGAUAACAUUAAGUGCUUAAAUAUAUACAAAUAUGAAUUAAAAUUAGUUACUGUAUAAAUCUUGACCUCGUGGAAUGGUGGCAAGAAUGCUGGCAGCAUUUCCCUGUUGAAUCACAGUUCCAAUCCUCGGGGCUUAAAAUGAACUAGCUCUCCUGUCACCAGUGGAGGCAAUAAGGCGAGAUGU